CAGCGAGCGAUUAGUAAACAAAAAAGCUAAGCAAAAUGAGGGCUACUUUGGCAUUGACUCUGCUACUCAGCUGCCUUGCAGGAAUUCUGUCCCAAAACACCAUGGAUCCCCGGGUCUCCAAGGAAACGGUGGACGGUUGCAUGAAAGAGAAUGGAGUCUCGGCCCAGGAUUUGGCCGACUUACAAUCGGGCAAGGUGAAACACGCGGAUGCCAAGGACAAUGUCAAGUGCUCCACCCAAUGCAUUCUGGUCAAGAGUGGUUACAUGGACUCCACGGGCAAACUGCUGACCGACAAGAUCAAGGCUCACUAUGCCAACACCAACCUUAUGGCUUCGAUCGAAAAGGAUUUGGAUAGGUGUAGCAAGGUCAAGGGGGACAAUGCCUGCGAUACGGCAUUCAAGAUGUUGGGCUGCUUCCAGGGAGCCUAAAGAUCCUACUAAUCAGCCAAAAAGUGUCGAGCAAAAUACUUCCAAGAGCAAUAAAGGCUAGCAGCAGCAAUAGAACAGAACCAUAAAGUCAAGAAAUGUACCAAAACAGCAUUUUAAGUGUAAUAUAUAAGUGCUUAGUACUGCUAUCAGUAAAUGGGCUUCAAAUAAAUUAGUUCUUCAUUUACUAAGGAUA
Messenger RNA from Drosophila rhopaloa, 621 nucleotides. RefSeq names its product general odorant-binding protein 56h (gene Obp56g). The transcript has 2 exons. Gene Ontology annotation, biological process: sensory perception of smell. Gene Ontology annotation, molecular function: odorant binding. The coding region runs from base 36 to 428 and encodes 130 amino acids. NCBI's taxonomy places the organism in Eukaryota, Metazoa, Arthropoda, Insecta, Diptera, Drosophilidae. The record is from RefSeq and is a predicted model, not a curated record.